AUGAGAGUGGGGAAAGGCUGUGCACGGUGUCGUCAUCGCCACAUUCGCUGCGUGAUACCCUCGGGAGCCUCAGCUUGUGCUCCCUGUACUCGUCUCGGUCGCGACUGCCAACUAGACCCCCGUUUUCAAUUCAAAGCUGUUGAUCAUGUUUUUCAAAAGAUCCGGGGCUCAGCUGCUCGUUUUGAUUUGAUUUGGGAUGAUGAGCAGGUAUGGGUGGAGGUCUCAAAUCCCGUGACCUUCACCCUGGAGACUGAUGAAUCAAAUGAUGAAACAAAUAUUGCAAGGGCCAGAGAAGCAAUUUUGAUCCCUUCUUGGCCAUCGCAACAAGAACUGCAGGUAAUAGAAAAUGAAAUGAUGUUGGAAGACGAGCGAGCCAUGCAUCCUCAAUCACAGGAAGCUAGUACGCUGCCACAACAGUCCACCAAUAGCAGACCGAAUUCAACACUGCAAUAUCAAGGAUCUACUUUGUCCCUUCGAGAGGCUUCUCUGAUGCGUUGCUUCAUUCAAAAGAUUGCCCCUUGGGCGGACAUCUGUGACCCCCAAUCUCACUUCAGCACGCUAGUGCCUCAGCGAGCCCUCCAGGUCCCAAUGGUUCUGAAAGCCGUACUGGCUCUGGCUGCUCGACAUGAUGCCAUUAUGACGGCAAAAAGUGACCUGGAGGCCUCCUCCUAUCUCGGAGAGUGCCUAGAGUUGCUGAUUCCCGCACUUGAUAAGCCCGAGCACACAUACGAUGAGAGUCUCUUAAUUACGGUAGUGAUUCUCCGAAUUUGUGAAGAGUUAGAAAACACUACCGAUGAGAAAUUUCAUCUCCUCGGGUCAAAUCGCUUGAUCAAUCUAAUGUCCCGCUCAGCAUCGUCUGGGGGACUGGCGGAAGCUGUAAGUUGGCAAUUUUUGCGACAGGCCAUCUAUUCAUCUGUCGUACAAUACCAGCCUCUACAGCUGAACUUGCAUAAUUAUGAGUGUUCAACCAUGUUUCAACGCAAGGAUGAUACGGCCAUUGCGAGCAUGAUUAUCUUCCAUUGCGCUCAUAUCAUUCAACUGUGUCGGGACAAACCUAGGCUUCCAGUCGAUGAAGCAACUUGGUAUCGUAUUUCGGAUUCUGUUGAUGAGUGGUAUCGUUCAAAGCCCCUGACCUGGCAGCCACUCCGAUAUCAACCUCCAGAUGCGACUGCCAACCGACCGUUUCCUGAAAUAUGGAUGAUGUCAGGCCCUGCUAUGGUCGGGAUGCAGUACUAUCAUACCGCAAGAAUCUUCAUGACUCUUUCAGAUCCUUCGUUACAACCUAUCAGUGACUAUGAGCUAGCUUGUGGCCGGCGUAUGGCAGAGCGAACAAUUGCUACUCAUAUCCUAACCGUUGUUGGGCUUUCAUUAUCAAAUGAGAGUGUGGAAAAUGGGUUUUUUAUGGCCUGUCAUCUGCUUCAUUGCUUUGGUUACUGUCUCCGCCAUCCAGCCGAGCAACGGGGAUCAUUGGACUUUCUCAAUCAGGUGGAAAAGGUCUUAGGGUGGCGAACAGCGUGGAUUAAGGAACAGCUCGAACGCCAGUGGAAUGAGUUGGCUGAAAUAGAUUUAAGAAAUUGA
This is a messenger RNA of Penicillium verhagenii, 1578 nucleotides long. Its product is annotated as Zn(II)2Cys6 transcription factor. Gene Ontology annotation, cellular component: nucleus. The transcript has 6 exons. The record is from RefSeq and is a predicted model, not a curated record. The coding region runs from base 1 to 1578 and encodes 525 amino acids. Gene Ontology annotation, molecular function: transcription cis-regulatory region binding; DNA-binding transcription factor activity, RNA polymerase II-specific; zinc ion binding. Gene Ontology annotation, biological process: positive regulation of transcription by RNA polymerase II. NCBI's taxonomy places the organism in Eukaryota, Fungi, Ascomycota, Eurotiomycetes, Eurotiales, Aspergillaceae.